Melanotaenia boesemani (Boeseman's rainbowfish) is the source of this 2658-nucleotide messenger RNA. It is a transcript of the gene b4galnt1a, whose product is annotated as beta-1,4-N-acetyl-galactosaminyl transferase 1a. The transcript has 12 exons. Gene Ontology annotation, cellular component: Golgi membrane. Gene Ontology annotation, molecular function: hexosyltransferase activity. Gene Ontology annotation, biological process: ganglioside biosynthetic process. The record is from RefSeq and is a predicted model, not a curated record. NCBI's taxonomy places the organism in Eukaryota, Metazoa, Chordata, Actinopteri, Atheriniformes, Melanotaeniidae. The coding region runs from base 371 to 1984 and encodes 537 amino acids.
UGAAAAAAAUUAUAGUUUAAACAACAGGAACACGCUUUCCGACAAGAGUGGACUUCAUCUUUUUCUUUUUUAGCUUUAUCAAAAAUGCCAGAAGGGUAAUCCAAGUCUUUCUAUCGCUACAUUUCAGAGGAAAACCAGUGAAGGUUUGAACUGUUUUUACUGAAUCUAGCUUAUAUUUUUUAAUUAAAGAUCUCAGAAUUUUCUGGAAAAAAAAAAAAAGGAUUCACUUUUGGAUGCCCCUGACUCAUCCUUUGAUAUAAGGGUAGUUGAAGGAACUUUAGACCCACCCAACACACAGACAGGACCAGGUUCUUCAUCUCUUCAGAGAAAAUUUUUAAUACUCCCAUGAAGGACCAAAAACUAUGCUCUGAUGACAUACUGGCAGUUCAAAAUGCAUAAAAAUUCUAAGAAGUAUUUCAAAUGGAUCCUGGUCACUGGACUAUUGUUGAUAGUCCUUUAUUAUGUGACACCUUGGGCCACCUCAGGAGUUGACAUACGGAUGAUACACGAUGACCCAAUGCAAAAACUCCACACGAGAAUCCUUGGAGGCCUCAUCAGUGAUUAUCCUGACAUUGCCUACAAGAUAAAGGAGGAUGCGGCACGUCGGUUGGCUCAAAAUACAUGUGUUUGUCUGGCUGGUGAGGAAACCUUUCAUCUGCCCUUCGUCAAGCUGCUCUUCCCUCAAGUCUGGGCCCAAAACUUCCUGCAUGAAUUCUUAGAAACUCAUCCUAACCCUGAGGGCAUAAAGCAACAAAGAGCUCAGGAGUACAACAAUUAUCAAAGAAGAUCCUACAGUCCAGCAGAUGUGCUUAUUGUAGCUGAGGCCAACAGUCCUCUUCAGUAUCCCACCCAGGGUUUGGAGGUGCAACCACUCAAAACCAUCCUCAUUCCUGGUCUGGGUCUCAAAGAGGAAGCAAGAUUAAACCAUAUAGUAUCAUUGAGAGCAACAAUGGGAACUUUUGAUGUUGUUGCCACGGUAGACAAGGUGUCCAUAAAAGGAGAGGGAGAGAAGCACAUGACACUGUCAGGUCCUCUUCUCUCUGCUCUGAACAGGCAGUUGCAGUUCGUCUCCUACACAAACACCGUGUUCCACCCCAAGACAGCAGAUUCAAUUGAGUUUGCAACUGAAGGUCACCAGUCAUUUUUCAUAAUCAAAGUUGGACAUAGAAAUGCACCCAGACUUUACAACUCUGGUUACAACGGAGAGUACAACAUCUCUGCUCUGGUUACUAUUGCCACAAAGACCUUUAUACGCUAUGACAAACUCAAAGAUCUUAUUGAAAGCAUAAGGCAAUAUUAUCCCACAGUCACUAUAGUCAUAGCAGAUGACAAUGAGCACCCACAGCCAGUGACUGGUCCUCACAUUGAACAUUACAUUAUGCCAUUCGGAAAGGGUUGGUUUGCAGGAAGAAAUUUGGCUGUAUCUCAAGUGACUACCAAGUAUGUGCUCUGGGUGGAUGAUGAUUUCGUUUUCAGUGCAAACACCAGGCUGGACAAGAUGGUGGAUAUUCUAGAGAAGACUACUCUGGAUCUGGUUGGUGGUGCAGUGAGAGAGGUCACAGGUUACACUGCCACAUAUCGUCACACUAUUUCAGUGGAGAAUGGUGGAGAGGAAGGUGACUGUUUACAUAUUAGACUUGGGUAUCAUCAUGUCAUCGAGGGAUUCCCUAACUGUGUGGUAGCAGAUGCCGUUAUCAACUUCUUUAUGGCACGGACCGACAAAGUGCAGCAGGUUGGCUUUGACCCACGGAUGUCACGACAGGGGCAUUUGGAGUUUUUUCUUGAUGCUUUGGGCUCCCUCCAUAUUGGCUCCUGUAGCGACAUCAUUGUAAAUCACGCUUCAAAGAUCCACCUGCCCUGGAGUAAAUCCAGCUCAAUGAAGAGCUAUGAAAAGUUCCGAUAUUCAUCAACUGAUGUGAAUAAUAAUCUUAAAAAUGAACUCUUCUACUUCAAGAACAGGUUGAAGUGCAUGACUAGCCAGUAAAAACUGGCUAUCUGGUUGUUUAAUAUGAGGAAAUGAGUUUUCUGUUUUUCUCAGGUAACUGAAAAUAAUGUUCUCAGAGACAGUUUCUCUCUCAGGUGGACUCAAAUCUAUGUCUGUCUUUAGAUUCUUACUUCCUUUGUGUUGUUUAUUUGAGCUGACAAAUGGCUAUGUUAGUUCUACUUUUGACUUGUUCUGUUUUAUCUAAUAUGGGAUUUUGUGAUGAUACUGAUGAGAUACUUCAUUGGCCAGUUAUGAAUUUAAUGCACUGAUAAAGUGCUUAAAAAAAUCUAUAUUUUUUUUAUUAAAGCUUAAGCAAAUUUAAGCUUGUGUUGCCUCACAGCUUUGAUAUACACAACAACUUUUGUGUACCAAAAUAAUUACUAAAGUCCAAGUAUGCCUUGGAGGAGUUCUUGGGUUGAAAACAGAAGGUAAAUUUGUUAAAAUAAACUUUGUCUAAACUAUUAGUCUGACUGUCUCAAAACAUCAUCAGUCUGGAGCAAAGUUUACUUGAAGAAUAUUUUGCAACACCCUUACUCAAAGGGGAUUCUGGAUGAAGUAAGAUGUGUAAUGCAGUGUUUUACUGGUGAAAUAAUACUCUGUGAGUUUUCAUUUAUCUGUUACACUGUGUGUAUUCUAUGUUUGGUUUCAUGGGCUGCUGAAAAGUUGAAAAAAUA